ACUAUAUAAACAGGGGUGAUGAGUCUGUGUUGUCGGCAUUCGUUUGCGGAAGAAGUUUCCAAACCGGAUCCAUAUUGUAAAAACAUGAGAUUUCUCCGAUAAGUUUUUGGCCCAUUUCAGAAUCAUGUUCAAGGCUCAGGCGAAGUCCUAUGGGCAAACAGGCACCAAGAUCCUCCUGGAAGCGAUGUCCAACGACAAAGUCCACCUGGCCAAGUUCGUUCUGGACGCGCUGGAUGGGGAAAUCGUGGACUCGAAAACAGAGGGCGCACAUACCCCCCUCAUCUCUUCUAUCCUACUGCCUGAUGGUCAGACUCGGUCGCUGGGGAAGCUGAUAGCAAUGGAACGACUCGGGUUCAGUACCACGGAGAGCGCUCGACUUCUGCUGCUCUGUGUGUUUGGUGUGCUAGCGCUGUCCGUGGUGCUGGCGGAGCAGGAAGGGGAAAACCUGUCCGGCCUCUCCAACAACCCAGACAAAGCCAUCUUCGCGGUCCGAGAGAACGGCACAACAUGCCUGAUGGUGGAGUUCGCCGUGAAAUUCCUCGUGCCAUAUGACGUGCUCGCGCUCAACGGCAUAGACCUAAUCACCGAGCAGGCGUCGUUCACUCUGCCCCGUAGUGCGGAAAUCGAGGGGAAAUGUGGGAGCACGGAGUCAGAGAUCCACAUAACCUGGAAGAACAACGCCUACAUUCUCCGCAUCUACUUCUCUAAGGAGUCCCGUGACAAGGACAUUGAGGUGUGGAAGGUUAGCAAGGUCCAGUUCGUCUACGACACCUCGGAGACGUCGCAAUUCAUCAACGCAUACAACCCUGGGAAGCACACAGCCAGCACCCACCGCCUGUCGGCCCUGGUGACCCCCGCCGGGCGCUCCUUUGUGUGCACAGCACAGCAGACUCUCACCCUCAUCUCAAGCGACCACCAGAAGGGCAUCACAGUCUCCAUGUAUGACAUCCAGAUCCAGCCCUUUGACAUCGCCUCUGACUUCAUGUUCAGCGAACCCUACAAGUGUAUCACCGACCAGCGGGAGCGCCUGGAGGAGACCCUCCCCCUCAUCCUGGGCUUCAUUUUGGCCCUCAUCAUCGUCAUCACGCUCACGGUAUACCACUUCCACCUGAAGCUGACGGCGAACCAGCCCCAGCUCCCCAGAGAUCGCUCCAUGUACAAGAACAUGUAGUCAGCUGCACAGCGGCAGCUCGCUUAGCUCUCUCUAAAGCUAACCUGAUAAAAAAUUGAAAAAAAAAGACUUGUCUCCUCGAUGUCCCAGGCCUAACACCACGGAGGAAAGUGCCAUGUAGUGGACUGAAUCCCUGACAGGGGAAAUGUGUGUAGGAAAUAUGUGGGACAGCUUGGGGCCUAGCAUGGAUGUAGUUGGAGGGUAAACCCACCAAAACCUGAUUUACCCGGCUGCUGAAUUGAAUCUUAAUGCCAUAAAUUCAUAGUCUGUGUUACAGUAAUUACAAUUUUAAUGAAAAUAAAAACUAAAAUGUAUGCUUUAAUGAAAAUAUAAUGGAUUAUUGUUCAGAUUGGUGGUUGAUUAUCUGAAAAAUCACCAACUUGAGG
Molecule: messenger RNA, 1557 nt
Organism: Micropterus dolomieu (smallmouth bass)
Lineage: Eukaryota; Metazoa; Chordata; Actinopteri; Centrarchiformes; Centrarchidae
Gene: lamp5
Product: lysosomal associated membrane protein family member 5
Exons: 7
Coding region: 125-1171 (348 amino acids)
Cellular component (GO): membrane
Molecular function (GO): protein binding
Source: RefSeq, a predicted model, not a curated record